Nanorana parkeri is the source of this 1197-nucleotide messenger RNA. RefSeq names its product GDP-mannose pyrophosphorylase B (gene GMPPB). The record is from RefSeq and is a predicted model, not a curated record. NCBI's taxonomy places the organism in Eukaryota, Metazoa, Chordata, Amphibia, Anura, Dicroglossidae. The transcript has 8 exons. Gene Ontology annotation, biological process: GDP-mannose biosynthetic process; cell wall mannoprotein biosynthetic process. Gene Ontology annotation, cellular component: cytoplasm. Gene Ontology annotation, molecular function: GTP binding; mannose-1-phosphate guanylyltransferase (GTP) activity.
AACCCGGAACAGGAAGUGUGCAGAAAGCCCCGCCCCUUCUCAGUGGUCGCUUUUGAUUUGAAUGGUGCAGAGCUGGAAGCUGUGACAGAGGAGUAGGGAACAUGAAGGCCUUAAUCCUGGUUGGCGGCUUUGGGACUCGGCUCCGCCCCCUGACUCUGAGCGUCCCCAAACCUCUGGUGGAUUUCUGUAAUAAGCCCAUCCUCCUGCAUCAGGUGGAGGCUCUGGUGAAGGUGAGGACACAACCAAUCAGAGCCGGCCUCGUAUACGUUGUACGGGUUGCUAUGGGGCCGGCCUCGUAUACUGCGUACGGGUUGGGCGUACGGGUUGCUAUGGGGCCGGCCUCGUAUGCGUGAGACUUGCUGACAGAGAACUCGGAGCCGUUCUUCGUCCUGAACAGUGACGUCAUCUGCGACUUCCCCUUCGAGGAGAUGGUCACCUUCCACCACCACCACGGGAAGGAGGGGACCAUUGUGGUCACGAAGGUGGAGGAACCCUCGAAGUACGGCGUGGUGAUAUACGAGGCAGAGACGGGCAGAAUCCAGCGCUUUGUGGAGAAACCGCAAGUCUUCGUCUCCAACAAGAUCAACUCCGGAUUAUAUAUCUUCAGCCCGUCCAUACUGGACCGGAUCCAGCUACGUCCGACGUCCAUCGAGAAGGAGAUUUUCCCGGCCAUGGCUCAGGAAGGAGAACUAUUUGCAAUGGAGCUCCAAGGAUUUUGGAUGGACAUCGGGCAACCCAAAGACUUCCUGACCGGCAUGUGCUUGUACCUUCAGUCUGUGCGACACAAACACCCCGAAUGGCUCCAUGCCGGGCCCGGCUUCGUGGGGAACGUCUUGGUGGACCCCACAGCCAAGAUCGGGGAGAAUUGCUGCAUUGGGCCCAAUGUGACGAUCGGGCCGGGGGUGACGGUGGAGGACGGAGUGCGGAUAAAGCGUUGCACGGUCAUGAAGGGCUCGCGGAUCCGCUCCCACUCCUGGCUGGAGUCCUCCAUAGUGGGGUGGAGCACGGCUGUAGGACAAUGGGUCCGGAUGGAGAACGUGACUGUGCUGGGCGAGGACGUUAUCGUCAACGACGAGCUUUACCUGAACGGAGCCAACGUGUUACCCCACAAGUGCAUUGCAGAGUCCGUGCCGGAACCCCGAAUCAUAAUGUAGCGGUGACCCCGGAACUCUCCACAACUUCAGACUGAGAUUUUAU